GGUGCGCGCGCGUUUGGUUUUCUGGUUCCCCAAAACAAAAUGUCGACGACGGAGGCUGUAAUGACUUCCACUACAGCCUCUGCUUCGUCGGAAAGUAGGUUAGCAACAUCUCUCCAACCUCAACCGGAGAAACCUUUCCAUUAUACGUACUUGAAGGAGUUUCGAGUGGAGCAGUGUCCUCUUUUCCUACAGCACAAAUGUACAGCUCACAGACCUUUCACUUGUUUUCAUUGGCAUUUCAUGAAUCAAAGAAGGCGAAGACCAAAGAAAAAAAGAGAUGGAACGUUUAAUUAUAGUCCUGAUGUUUAUUGUACCCAAUAUGACGAAACAACGGGGAUUUGUCCUUCUGGAGACGACUGUCCUUAUUUACAUCGAGUUGCUGGCGAUGUUGAACGUCGCUAUCAUCUUCGCUACUAUAAAACUGCAACCUGCGUAUACGAGACCGAUUCUCGAGGAUAUUGUGUGAAAAAUGGACCUCACUGUGCCUUCGCUCAUGGACCUCACGAUCUCAGACAACCUGUCUACGAUGUCAGAGAACUGCAAGCGAUGGAGAAAGAAGAUGUUGACGGUCAGCAAGGCGGCGAAAAUAAAGCUGUGUUGGAGGAUCCUCGCUGGCAAGAUACCAACUUUGUACUGUCUAAUUAUAAAACGGAACAAUGCAAGAAGCCUCCUCGUCUGUGCCGACAAGGGUAUGCCUGCCCAUAUUAUCACAACACAAGGGAUAGACGGAGAAGUCCAAGGAAAUAUAGAUACAGAUCUACGCCUUGCCCUCAUGUGAAACAUAGUGAUGAAUGGGGAGAACCAUCAAGCUGUGAAAGUGGAGAUAACUGUCCUUAUUGUCAUACUAGAACUGAACAACAAUUUCAUCCUGAGAUCUACAAAUCUACCAAGUGUAAUGACAUGCAGCAAACUGGAUACUGUCCCAGAGGACCAUUUUGUGCAUUUGCUCAUGUUGAUCAUGAAUCAGUCUUUAGUAGAGAAGUAGCUGAUAAUGAGUUUAAUACGUCUUUACCAUUAGGUGCACAAGGGGCUUUUGGAAUGGAUGGUUCUCAUCUCAUUAGUUCUCUACCCCAACCAGUGGCUAAACCUUCUCGUUCAAUGUCUACAUCAUCUGUUGGAAGUUUAGGCGAGCCACUUACCCCAGGAGGUUCCUACCCUAAGGCACCUGGUUCAGAAAGAUCUGAAAGGAGCAGUAGUCGUGAGGAAGACCACCAGGCUGCAAUACGAAGACAGAUAUUAUCAAUAGAAAAUGACCCUAACCUAGAUGAAGCAGAAAAGGCUAGAAGAAAACAGAAUUUCCUUACGUCAAGAGCAUCUUUGUCAUCAUCAUCAGGAUCAGCUCCACCCACGCCCUCUAGUGUUUCUGCAUCAGCACCUGCAUUCUACCCAGCGGCUGAUACUGUUGAAUCAGUGGUAGAAAGUGCAUUAGAUGAUCUUAACCUUGAUGAUUUUGAUGUCUCAGAAUUAGAAAAAGAGUUAAACCAUGCAUCACCAGGUUCAACGUCAUUAGGGGACUCACUAACGUCAUUGACUAUAGCUACCAUGGGAUCUGCACCAGUCAGCAUACCAGGGUCAUGUUCACCACAGUCUUUCACUCCACAGUCACCCACAUCUCCUUUAGGACAAUAUUCUACUUCUUUUGGAUCAGCUGCUUCUCAAAAGCAAAAUAAUCUAUACAGAGCUAGUCCACUUAUACGUGGUAGUGGUCUACCUAGCACCAUAUUUGAACCACUUAGCACCCAAUUACAUUCMCCCAAACAACUUGGMUCUCCUCAGCURCCUUCUCCUUUGGAUAUUGGUGCAGGAGCAGGGGAAGUCCAUAGGUUAAAUGAGGAACUUAUUUCUGCACGCACAAAACUAGCAUCAUGGGAAGAGUGCUGGGCACAAGCCAAGCAAGCCUGUGAUGCAUGGAAAAAAGAGGCAGAGGAAUCUAUGAAAAAGGCCAAAUCUUCACAUAAUGAUAAACUAGAAGCACUAUUGAAAUUGACAGAGGCUGAGAGAGAAAUUGUAGCAUUAAACAACAAAAUAGAAUCCCAAAAAAGUGAUCAAGAUAUCCAUGUGUUAGCAAAGAUAUCAGAUUUAGGUGAUAUGUCCAUUCCAAGAUUAACAGAAUUACAUAGAUGCUUGACUAAUGAUUUACAACAGUUAAACAAGGUAAUGGUUGUAAAACAGUCGUUACUGUGUACUGAAUGUCAAGACCAUAGACGAAGCAUUGUUACACUACCAUGUUCACAUUGUGUGWUGUGUGAGRCAUGUGCAUCUAAGGUAUCUGAAUGCCCAAAUUGCCAUAUGCAGAUAACUCAACGAAUUGCAGCGAUCAUUCCUUGACUGAUACCUGUCAAUUUAGGAUCUGGUCUCUUUUAAAUUAAACAGCGUAAUGAACAGUUAAUUUAUAUUAUAUUAUAGUUAUUUGUAUAUUAAUUUUAAUUGUCAACCUUCUUGGAGAAAUUAGCAGUGAUAAGGGUUGUACAGACAGAACAAAGUUAUCCUUGGCAAAACAAAUCAAAGGUAUUAUAACAAGUGUGCUAUGAUAGCUCUACUAUGUUUAUUUAUCGUAUGGUGGAUUACUACAGUUUUUGAAUUGGCUUGAAUAGUCAUACCCUAGUCGAUUGCUUAGAGUAUAGGUUUUGAUAUUGCCAAGAUGUGUUCACUAGCCACUACCAUGGUUCAUGCCAGUUGGUGGUGUCCAUUCAGCUCUUUGAUCUUAUUCAAAAACUGUAGCUGUCCACCUUAAACUUCAAUUGUCAAUUAUAAUGUUUUUAGUGUAAGAAAGGUUCUAUAAUUGGCUUCCAUUAUAUUAUACUGUGUAAUUAUUUGAGAAUGAUGUUGCUAGGCAAUUUGCAGUUUCUUCUGCCAAGAGUUAUAUAUUAUCUAAAGUCAUUAAUAAGCCCCAGCGUAGUCCAUUUUAAAAAUCACAAUCAUGUGUUUAUUUCUUUGAAAAUAUGAACACUUUGUUUUCUUGUUGUUAAAUUUACAUCUCUAUAUAAUUUUCAUAAAAUAUUGAGAAUUGAUGUGAAUGUAUGGUAUUCAGUGCCCAGCAGCAUUACACGUUAAUAAUGUUUGGUAGUAUAUGUUUUUGUUAUUAUUGAUGCAAAUGUAAAAUCUAAAUAAUUGUACACCUUUCUGGUCUAUAAACUAAGGUUAUUGAUAUUUCCUUUUCUGUAAAUGGUUAGUAAUGGUGUUAAAGAGAACAAUGACAGCAAUGUGGUGAUGGCAAUUCAAUACUGAAACUUUAUACAUUAUAGUUUUAUAAGUGACAUGCUACUGAACUCAAUUGUAGUCCUAAGCCUAGUGUGGGGCUUUUUAGUCUAAAUGGARGGUGCAUACGAACACUUUAGACCUAAURUGCACUGCAAURACUUCAAAAAAUAUAUUCAGCAUUUUUAACAAAUGGGCUUUGCCUUGCUAAAACUAAAAAACUGCAAAUGCCAAGGUCAGCAUUUUGUCUAAGAAAAAUGUUUGUAUGGUGUACAUGCUAAGCACAAAGGUUUCCUUAUAAAAGUUCAUUAUGAAAAUUCUGCUAGUGGUUGAAACUAGUGGUUGAAAGUUUGCAAUUCUGACAAUGASUUAAUAUUGUCACUACAGUGUCCAUAAGGUCUAUUUAACAAUUACAUCACAAGGUUGACUGGAGUUGAUAGUCCAAGAGGCAAUACUUGCCUGACUGGAUCUUGUAGUUCAUGAGACUUAGUGGUCUAAUUGUUUUGGUAUCUGUCAAUCUAUARGGAAAAUUUGAAAAAGAUCGCAAAGAAUAAUUUUCUUGACUCUUUUGCGCUUUAUUCAGUGUGACCAUGGUAUGACCAUAGUUCAAUAGCCUAUCAGAUUGAUGGAUAUGUGAUAGCCCAUUGUUUAGUAUUUGAUAUAAUUUCAUAAAUCUGUUUGUAUAAAUAUAUACUUAAGGUUUUUUUAGGGGUGCUAUUGAUAUUGCAUUGCCAUUCUCACCAUGUUUUCUGAUUUUUUAAAGAUAUGCUUUUAUAAUGUCAAGGUACAUUGUGUGUACCCUGUUAUUAUUAUAAGCAUUUAMCAAGGUGGUCUAAAAAUAAUUCCGGAAGCCAAUUCUACAUGAAGUACAUAGCUAGAGAUAAUACUGGGAAUACAAGAGGAAUAAGUAGAAAAGUUUCAGAAGRUUUUACUAAAUGCAAGCAAUAGUUUAAAUAUUUCUUUCUCACAUCUACAUWACGGCAUUGAUAUUUGAAUGCAAAAAUGUGUGAUGCACAUGCAAAUUCCCAAAUGUGUGUAUAUUUCAUUGUCUUAUGGUAUAAUUGCAUCACUCCAAAACAUUCCUGAAGGAUAAUAUGGUUCAUGUCAGAGGRGGCAGAAUUGAUGAAUAUAAAAGAAAAUGUACAUGAGUAAUUAUUGAUACAUGGUGUAUAUCAAAACUAGAUGCAAUUGUGAGAGAACAUUAAUAGAUCGAAAUUUUGACUGUUUCUUCCCAUUUAUUAWAUAUAGGGCUAUUAUACAUUGAAAUUGUUUGUAGAUGUGAUAGGUUGGCCAUGGUUAACACAUUGAUAUGUUUUUUUGUUUUGUAAUUAUUUACAUUGCCACGGAAAUCAACCUACUUGCCAGUAUGAAAUUAUUGAAUCAUUUUUCAAUUUUGCAUGUGUAAUGUUAUUUCCAGUAUUUCAUAUGGGAAUUUGGCCAAGUUAGAAAAGAAUUUUGACAAAAUUAAAGCGUGUGUGUUACUGCCAUUUCCUUACAUUAACUGAAAAAUCCUGGACAUGAAAUCACUAAUGUGAAAAUGUAAUUUCCCAGUCCUUUCUCUAUCUAUAUAUUCUAUGUAAGGUAGACAGUCACUAUUUAAUCUAAAAAAUAUCAACUGGAUGUCCAUUUAUUAGUUUCAAGUUCUUGUAUAGAAUCUUAUCUCUGUUGUAAAAUAUAUUUUAGUUAUUGUUCUAAGAUUAGGUUUAUUCCAAAUUAAUUAGUUUUUUUAAUAGCUUUGUAUUACACUGUUUCUUUGUAAAGAGACCUAUAUAGUAUUGCCAUGUAUUUCUUCAAAUGAAGCAUUCUAGGUGUUGUUAUUAUAUUAGUGCUCAUUUAGGGAACAAAGAGUAGUUUUGUUCCUUAGAAAAGCAAGUUAAGUAUUCAAAUCUAGAUUUUAAAGGUAUAAUUAUUAACACUAUUGUAUUAAUAUUAUUAUUAAGGACAUUUCUUAGGAUUUUCCAAUGUUGGCAUUUUCCCGGGAAGUUUAAAUUCAUUAUUUGCCACAAUUAAUUAUUGUUACCCAUGGAGUUGGUAGCCCUUUUGUGCUGGAUGUACAUGAUAUCCAGUGUAUUUAUCAGCACUUCUUAAGCAGAGAAUUAUAAAAAAAUAAAUAAUUUCCAUUUAA
This is a messenger RNA of Exaiptasia diaphana, 5323 nucleotides long. Its product is annotated as RING finger protein unkempt homolog. The record is from RefSeq and is a predicted model, not a curated record. NCBI's taxonomy places the organism in Eukaryota, Metazoa, Cnidaria, Anthozoa, Actiniaria, Aiptasiidae. The coding region runs from base 40 to 2328 and encodes 762 amino acids. The transcript has 13 exons. Gene Ontology annotation, molecular function: metal ion binding.